GGCAUGACUCGUGACGACAGGGGAGGAAAGCUGUGGCGUGAAUGAGAGCGUCCCUUGAUUGUUGUGUGGAGCCACUCCCCUGGGUGUUGGAGAAAUCGCCUCCCUUGACUUUAAAUUAGACGGAAUGGUUCGGUGUCUCCAGACCCAUGGUGGAAAACAGGCGUUUGCACCCGAAGCGUAGUGUCUGUGCAGAGAGUCCCGUACAGGUGAAACGGCAACAUGAGCAAGUCUUCUAAGACAAACCUGCUGCAAGACAACAGCUGGAUCAGAAGGGCCAAUAAGUCAGAGGACACUGUGGAGCAAGAUCCAAACUUUGGCAGGUCUGUUCUAAAGGGGAACACAUCCAGCGAAACGCUUGUGAGUCCUGAUGGUGAUGAACUUACCAGAACUAAAACCACGUCAACGUCUGUGCAGUCUCUCUCCAAGAGGUUUGGGGGAAGUCCGGAUGAUUUAAAGAGCAGCGGGUCCCUUUCAUCCAGCAAGACGACAACGUCUUCCACCAAAUACUCAUAUUCAACCGUGAAGUCAGAUUCUCCUGUCACCACAACCAAGACUAUUAUAUCAGAGAAGCCAAUGUCAAGCACCACGACCACUACGAUCACCAAGAACGGCACCAGUGAGACCACCGUCACCACCACCGAGAGCGUGAGCUCUUCUGUGCUUAAAAGUCCCACUUCAACCGAAACAUUCAGCCAACGAGUCAAGGCCUCGAGCAAAGAUCCACAGUAUUCAACCUACUCCCCAAGCAGAACAACCAAAGUGACUGAGACAACCAUCACAGGCUCCAAAGACGCUGAGGACAAAUCUGAUGACAUCUUCAACCUCUCAGAUCUGAAGGACGACCCCCUGCCCAGUGACAGCAAAUCAAGUAUCUCCACAAUUGAGACUGUGAGGGUGAAAAGCAGCAGUGAUGCUAACGUUGAGGACAAACUCUAUGACACGCUCCUUCCCAGGUUUAUCAAAAAUGAUGUCCCGAGCAGCAGAACAACCAUCUCCAGCACUGAGACGGUGACAGUGAAGAGCAGCAGUGACACUGAGUUUAAGGAUAAACUCUAUGACACACGCCUUUCCACUGUCUACAAGGACGACGCCCCGAGCAGCAAAUCAAGCAUCUCCAGCUCUGAGACUGUGACAGUGAGAAGCAGCCCCAGUGGCGAUGGUGUCAAAACUACGACCACAAUUCGGACCUCCUCAAGAUCUGAUGACUUUAAUGACACCUAUCUGCCCAGGACCACUACAUCUAGUGUGUCGUCUCCCUACAGCUCGGAUAAAACCUUCUCCUACUCCAGACCAGACACCAGCUAUGAGUACACCAGCAUCACCAGCCCCUCCUCCUACUCCUCAUCGGUGUACAGGAGCAGCAGCAGCAGGUCGGACGAUAUCCUGUCAGAUCCAAUCUACUCAAGGUCAUCCAUUAAGAAUGUGUAUGCAUCUCCUGAAAGGACGGUGCUUGAGAAGGACCUGUGCACCUCCUGCCGUAAGCCCUUCACCGGUGACGCCAAGAUCGUCCUGGAGGAGAUGAACAUCAAGUGUCACGCUUCCUGCUUCAAAUGCGAGGAGUGCAACUACAAUCUGGGCGGUCUGAAGGCCGGGGACAGCAUGUGGGUCUACAGGCGAAGGGUUCACUGCGAGAACUGCUUCGAGGCCACCAGAGCGAAAUGGAGGCGCUGAGCUUCCUCCAAGCCGUCGCUGGACACGUGUGAUGAUGGAAUCACGGCUUCUGUUUUGGGUGAUCUGGAUUCUCUUUCCACUGAUAAGCUGUUAGAUCUGGGUGUUUGGGCAAAGAAGAGCUGUACUCCCAUAAAUACAGGGUGCAGCUAGAUUUUACUGUGUUGCUGACAUUAAGGCAUAUUUGUCUCUGUAUUUUCUGAUAUGGUCUUAAACCUGCUGCCUUUCGGGGACCUUUAUGUGAAAAAUGACGUUGCAGACAUAUUCAGGGCCGGGGGCUUUUUUGUGUGCAAUAAAGUCAACUGAUAAAC
Betta splendens (Siamese fighting fish) is the source of this 1979-nucleotide messenger RNA. It is a transcript of the gene scel, whose product is annotated as sciellin. NCBI's taxonomy places the organism in Eukaryota, Metazoa, Chordata, Actinopteri, Anabantiformes, Osphronemidae. The record is from RefSeq and is a predicted model, not a curated record. The transcript is spliced from 26 exons. Gene Ontology annotation, biological process: epidermis development. Gene Ontology annotation, cellular component: cytoplasm. The coding region runs from base 220 to 1671 and encodes 483 amino acids.